AUGCCAGUCAGAUCGGCGACUUCAGACACAACCGUGUCUCAGGCCAGCAAUGAUAGCAUUCGCCCCUUCCGACCAAAGCGAGUCCGUAUUCGCCUGGAUGACAAUUCUGUUUGCUUCCCGCAAGACCCGAUAACUACUGUCUGCACCGGACUAUCCAAAGAUUGUGGUGAUAUGUCUGACGUCAAUUCCAAUGGGAGUCAGUCGACCGGCAGCCUCGCCAGCUGGGCGUCGCAUCUGUGGACUCGUCUGGAGUCUCUCAUGGGGUCUUCCCGAUCUCUCUACGACGACCUCUGGGGAGGCAGGAACGGCUGCAUCGAGGAAUAUGUUUGCAUGAAACCACCCAGACACCGGUCGUGGAUCGAACUCCAACACGACGCAGUUUUCGUCAAGGCAUUGGAAGAUAUCAUCCAGACGAGUGCGAAAUGGGUAUCGCUGUUGUCAGAAAGACCGUAUAAGCGUACACCCAAGGGUCUCUUACAAUUUGCUGAGUAUGCAAAAGGCGUUUAUCGGUGUCAGCUCGAAGAUGGCAGGAUGCCCGGAUCGAAGGAUGAAGGACUUGAUACGAAAUUACGCGAGAUAUCGCCGACGGUAUUCAAUACUCUCAAGAGCCGCGCGUUUCCGACAGCUUGUUUCAUCGAACUUGCCCAUGACGUAAAGCUUGCGGUGGUGAUCCACGAGAGGUGGAACCACUCAGGGUUGAAUGGAGGUUUCCUUGACUUGAAGUUCUACCCAAAGGAGAAAUGUGAAGUAUGGUAG
Messenger RNA from Filobasidium floriforme, 756 nucleotides. RefSeq lists its product as uncharacterized. Bases 1 to 756 code for a protein of 251 amino acids. The transcript is spliced from 2 exons. NCBI's taxonomy places the organism in Eukaryota, Fungi, Basidiomycota, Tremellomycetes, Filobasidiales, Filobasidiaceae. The record is from RefSeq and is a predicted model, not a curated record.